CAAAAUUCUCCAUUAUGAACACGUGUCAAGAGAUGAAUCUAUGACAUGAUCUCUACCCUACACCCGCGAAACAGGUUUUUAUUUCUCCUCAAUCUCCCUCCUGCCGCAAUCCCCAGCCAAAUUACCGCUGUUUCACUUAAUUCUCGUUUCUUGUUCAAUGUCCCAAUCUAAAUCUCUCGUCUUUGCAAAAAUAAUUAAUUGGCUUCUAUCUUUAAUCAAUUAUAAUCCAAACGAAACCAAAACUCAGAGCUAAAAAAAAUAAUGGCUUCUGAAUCCAAUUCCACAACAACAACAUCAUCAUCGACGCCAUCCCCAAGUGGGAAACGAAGCAGAGAUCCCGAAGAUGAGGUUUAUCUUGACAAUCUCCGCUCUCACAAGCGUUAUCUCAGUGAGAUAAUGGCGUCUAGUUUGAAUGGAUUGACUGUUGGGGACCCACUUCCUGAAAAUCUUAUGGAAUCAAUGGCUAGGCCUGAAGGCAUGUUCUAUACCAGGGAUGAAAUGUCAUGGCAAUAUUCACCGAUGUCAGAAGAUUCAGAUGACUUGAGAUUUUGUGAGACACCUAUGAACACUUGCUUAUCCCAUUCUGACAGCCUGCCUACUAGUCCCGUUUCCCCGUAUAGAUAUCAAAGACCACUGAAUGGUUUCUGCUCCACUCCUUCAUCUAGUUCAUACCCUUUGCAUGGGAAUGUCAGUGCUGUUGCUUGUUCACAGCCUCGCCAAAGAGGCUCAGAUACAGAGGGCCGAUUCCCAUCAUCACCAAGUGAUAUUUGCCACUCUGCUGACUUAAGGAGGGCAGCACUCUUGCGGUCUGUACAGAUGAGAACACAGCCUUCUGGUUCGUCAUCAUUCGAAUUGCCAUUUGGUUCAGGCCAAGAGAAUGUGCCUAAUAUUGAAGUUGAGGAACGGCCAUGCUCAUUUAUGAAGUCCUUAGUUGAUGAUCGAGAAUAUCAGAUUGAGGAGUGUUCUUCAUUGGGUAUCUCAGAUCCUGAAUUUAGUCAAGAGAAAUCUAGCGGAGUGUCAAAUAUGAAUUUGAAAGGAGAUGAAUCAGAAGAUUAGAUGCUUUGAGAAAUGACAUCAAAACCCGCUCCAUCCUCAUUUUGAGUGUAUCUUCAAUGUAGAAGUGGAUUUUGUAAAAAAGUAAAGUCUCACUCGCACAGCCAUACAUUUAUGGUUCAUCAUCAACAGCAUCCGAUUUAUGAGUUUUCAUCUGCUCUUUCUUUGUCCUGAGAAGAGCGUCGGCUAUGCCACUAUUGUGGCUGAACUUCAUCACUAGAAAUGGAUCCCUGCAUAUAUUGUCUACUCUCUGCUGCAUUAUCUUUCUAGGGCUGUUACUGGUAAUUGGACUGAAGGCCCCUUUGUCAAUGGGUGUACACGUUGUUAUGUGUUUAAUAUCUGCUAAAAUUCUUUGAUAAUUAUCAUUUGAUUUUGCAAGCUUCGUGACUAUUAAUUUGUGAUUAUGAAAAAUUAAAUGGGUAAGCAUCUUUAGUUUUGAACUGAGCUAUAAUUAUUAAAGUUUUGAAUUCUGCUAAGGAAAGAAAAAAAGGCUCUAAAACGUGUACUUGUAAUUUAAGAAGUAAAUCUAUCUGUCACUGGAAAAAAAAAAA
Messenger RNA from Durio zibethinus, 1604 nucleotides. RefSeq lists its product as uncharacterized. Lineage: Eukaryota; Viridiplantae; Streptophyta; Magnoliopsida; Malvales; Malvaceae. The record is from RefSeq and is a predicted model, not a curated record.